Prunus armeniaca (apricot) is the source of this 399-nucleotide messenger RNA. The record is from the annotation of a GenBank genome assembly. NCBI's taxonomy places the organism in Eukaryota, Viridiplantae, Streptophyta, Magnoliopsida, Rosales, Rosaceae.
AUGUUAGCCUUCACUAAGAUUUUGAGGUUUGAGAAAUUAAUACAAAACCCGGUUUGUCUGUUCUGGAGUUUGCACAAGGCCCCAAUUCCAGUGACAUGGGAAAAACCCAAAAUUGGCUGGACAAAACUGAACUUUGAUGGAUCUUCUAAAGGCAAAGCAGGAAAAGCCAGCAUUGGAGGGCUAUUUAGAAAUCACAAGGCUGACUUCUUACUUGGCUAUGCUGAACAUAUAGGAAGAGCCAACAGCAUUAUUGCAGAACUGGCUGCACUCAGAAGAGGCCUUGAGUUGGUACUGGAAAAUGGUUGGAGCGAUGUGUGGCUCGAAGGGGAUGCAAAGACGUUGCUUCAAAGCAUGGCACAAAGGAGACAGAUUCGAUGUGCAGAAGCAAAGGCAUAUUAG